AUGACUUUUGGUCAAAAUGCAAAUAUAACCGCCGAAAAUAAUGUGAUCACUUUGAAUGAUUCCGACGAAGAAACGGAAGACAGCAAUCCAUUAAGUACAAGUAGUUCCAGUGCCUCCUUGAAUCUGUGUAUGGCCUGCGGAUCCGAAAAAGCCUCCCACCACUAUGGAGCUCUCAGCUGUGUCGGAUGUAAAGGAUUUUUCCGUCGAGCACUUCUCAAGGCGGAUCAGUUGGAAUGUGCGGCGAACGCAGAGUGUACAGUUAGUGUUUUGCGUGAGUUUAAGCAUUGA
This is a messenger RNA of Caenorhabditis remanei, 288 nucleotides long. RefSeq lists its product as uncharacterized. The record is from RefSeq and is a predicted model, not a curated record. Gene Ontology annotation, biological process: regulation of DNA-templated transcription. Gene Ontology annotation, molecular function: zinc ion binding; sequence-specific DNA binding; DNA-binding transcription factor activity. The coding region runs from base 1 to 288 and encodes 95 amino acids. NCBI's taxonomy places the organism in Eukaryota, Metazoa, Nematoda, Chromadorea, Rhabditida, Rhabditidae. The transcript is spliced from 3 exons.